AUGCGAUCAUUCAUCAAAUCACAUAGGAGAUCAGAAUCUUUAGAGAGAUCCAGUACUAAUACCAAUAAUAAUAAUAAUACUCAUGCUAGUAAUGCAUCCUCUACAAUCGCAUCAACAUCUUCCGCAUCCAAUACUCAUUCGCAUUCCACAACUUCUUUGCCGAGAACCAGUUACGACUCAUUCGAAUUCACAGCUCCAAUAACACCAUCCCAAUCUCAUCACCAUCUUUAUGAUAGUCCCAAGCAUUCAUCACCUACAUUUGAGUCAUUCCAUAGAUUAGCAAAUAAGAAGAUGUUUACAUCCAAAUUAUUUAAAAAGACUUCCAAUUCAAACUUAAACUCUCAUCUAUCUAAAGAUCAUCAUGCUUCCUCAUCAGAUUCUACAAAUAUAGAUCAUCCCUAUUUACACAAUCAACAUCAUGAUCCGUUACAUUUAGAUCUAGAUUUAGAUUCAGAAAGCCCGCCAGCCAUACAGGGAACUAUCACUCAUUCUUGGGAUAAUAACAAGAAUGAUUUAUUAGAUAGGAACUUAUCCUCCUCUACUUCUGCUCCAUCUCUUACUAACGAAAAGGAUCAUUAUAUAAUUCUACUGAAUAGUAGUAAUAAUACUGUUUCAACAACAUCGAAUUUGGAGCCACCUAUAAAAUUAGCAUUACCUGCAGAAACGAAAAAGAAGGAUAACUCAAGCUUAAGUGUGAAAAAGAUAAGAAAUAGAAAGGCAAGGAUUCAUUCAGAUGAUGAUAUUAUAGAGAUGAAUAAUAAAUCAUCCAAUUUUAAGAUUAAUUUGGAUUCAUUACAAGUGAUAAACCCAACAUUGAAAGAAGUACCCCAAAUUACAUUCCAAGAAGCAUCUCCCGUUAGGUGGCAAGACGAAAAUAAACCUCAAGGUUUAAGUAACAAUAAUAGUGAUGAAGAGGAAUUUUCGUUUGAUAAUGAUGAAAACAAUGAAGAUGACGACGAAGACAGUAAUAGUGAUACAGCAUCUGAAUUUUCAUUCGAGUUGGGAGGCAUUAAUGGUAGGGCGUCGUCAGUGAAAUAUUAUUCGAAACCCGGCGAUGAAUGUGAAGAUGACGACGAACCUCAAGUAUACAUUGAUGACCUUUAUGACGAUGAAAAUUUUGAUGACGAUAUGAACUAUUAUGAAGAUAGCAGUAAUAUGGAUGAUAACGAAAACGAGAAACAAGCAGAUUCUAAACUUCAAAAUUAUAAUGAUUUAUUUGAAUUAUCGGAUAACGAUGUUUCCAAUGAUCGUCCGACAUAUGAUACUGAUGAUGAUGAUAAAAAUACUUCUCAGUUAAAAGAAAAUGGCAAGCCAAUAUCCAAAUACGAAGAUUUAUUUGCACUUUCUGAUGAGGACGGUGAAAAUGAUGCAGAUAAUGAAAUUGAAUGCAUACCGACAGUCAAUAUAGACAUAACUGAUGAAGAUGAACAGGAUAAAGAAAGAGAACAUGAACAAAUAUUUCCUAACUCUAAUAAAUCCAAAAACGUCAAUAAUUAUAAUGAUUUAUUCGAAUUGUCAGAUGAGGAUGAGAGUGAGGAUGGUGAGAACAAUGCAAACUUGGUCAUUGACAAAGAUAUACAACUAAAUAUAUCAAGCGGUAUUACGGAGAAAAUAAAACCAAAUAAGCAAGCUAGCAUAAAACAUAAAGUUAAAAUUACCAAAUAUAAGGACCUUUUUGCCUUAUCUGAUGAAGAGGAUGGACUUGAUGAUGUAGAAGGAGAGAAUAUUCAUUAUAAUGUUAAUGAUGAAAAUGCUGUAGACGAUCUAAAGUUAUCGUUAAAUGCUAUUAAAGAUAUAAAUACAAGCGCAAACUACAUCAAAAAUGUUAAAGUUGAUGAUUAUGACGCAGGUGUCGAUCAGUCUGCCAGGAGUCUUGCCUAUUAUGGUAUUCCAAAAACUCCUUCAAGUUAUGUAUUAUCACCAUUAAGUGAGUCAAAUAAUUCAAAGACUCCUAUUAACAUGUUACAUCAAAGUUUCCCCACGAGUUUGAGUUAUACCCCACCAUUGCCUCCCCCAGCAAGAUCACAAAGCUUAAAGUAUCAUGAUCUUAAUUCUAAUUUGGAUGCUGAAGUACCAGGAUUGACAAGCAAUCUAUAUUUUAUUGAUGAAACUGAAGAAGACGAGUACAACAAGGUGAAUAAAUCUUCAAAGCAAAAUGGUAAUACCUCUAUUAAUAAAAAUAAUAAUAAUACCGACGAUGAAGAUUAUUAUCUUGAUGAAAUUAACACAGUUCCCGAAGACUUUGAUUUUUCUGAUUCGGAGAGUACAGAAUUUAGAUCACCUAUUAGGAAAAGAAACUUCCUAUACCCAACAUCAAAUUCAUUGAAUUUAGGAAAUUCAUUAUCACCAUCAUCAUUUAGGAGGACCCAUAGUUAUCAUGGUAAACCUAUUGGGGUAUCAAAAACAGAUCUACCAAUGAGCAAUAAACUAGAAUUAAAUAAUAAAACGGUCACUUUCUUCAAUAGCUCAUCAUCCUCGUCUAAUACAAAUAGUAGUUUAGCAGGAUUGGGAAAUAGUAUUCAAAGAUCAAGAUCACCAAAGGUAAGUCAAUACAUAGAUGAUAACAUCGAUAAUUAUAUUAUAAAUGGAAACCCUGAUGACCCCUCUAAUGUGAUUACUCCAACCAACUCUUUUAAGAAACCUGUUCCAGAGUAUCUGCAAGAUAAUUCCCUAAGCCCAAUUCAAGAAACUUCUUCAUCGGUUUCAAGUUCUCCCAAGAGAUAA
Naumovozyma castellii is the source of this 2724-nucleotide messenger RNA. RefSeq names its product Zrg8p (gene ZRG8). The record is from RefSeq and is a predicted model, not a curated record. Lineage: Eukaryota; Fungi; Ascomycota; Saccharomycetes; Saccharomycetales; Saccharomycetaceae. The transcript has a single exon. Bases 1 to 2724 code for a protein of 907 amino acids.